GGGAGGCGACGAGCGGGAAGAGGAAGAAGACUCAGGCGGCGCGAGGAGAGCGCGGGGGAGCGAGGAGAGAAGAGCCAAGACGGCCAGGCUGCGGGAGCGCACCAUGUCCGCACGACCUCGAGGGGCUGCCCCUGCUUGCAGGCACGGGCACUUACGCUAGGGGGCGACAGUGCUCUGCUCCUGUAUCUCCCCCCCCCCCCCGCUACCCUUGUGACCCCCGGGACUGAUGAAGACACAUCUUUUAGGAAUUAAGCCUGACCGCCUUGGGGCGAGGGGACGUGCGCAGGCAAAGGUUGCCCAAUUUGGCAGAGUCUUUUCAUUCCUUCUCUGCACCGGGAUGUGUGAGAACCUUGUCCGUAGCCGGGCUGGAAGACCUCGCUUCCUAAGGCGCUGAAGGCACGGGCCUGGCUAGCAAGGAUCACAGCUCCGGUCCCGCGUGUAGGCGCUCGAGUCCCUGCGGCCGAACUACCUGGCCUUACCUGGGAACGACACUCCUGCGGCGACCUCGCCUUGAAGGGAGUGAGAGGGCGGGGUGGUCCGUAGGGCGGGGGAAAUGAGCUCUUCGGCUUCGCGCAUUAUCCGCGCAGGCUCCUUUUGGCGCGCUGCAGCAACAUGGGCGGGAUGGUGAAAGAGGGGUCUUUGCGCCGAGUUCGCCGCACGCCGACCUCCUGGGGUGGGGAUUACCGCCACAGCCGCGGCCUCACCCCGACGGUGGCCUGGCGCUCGCCCUUGGCACCUCCGAGCGCCGCCCGCAGCGUAGCUCCCGUGCGUUCUCCAGUGUGCCCGGAGGACUCGCUCCCACAGGAUCGUCACGACGCGAGCAGCAAUGGGAACCCGCGCAUCCCCCACCUCUCUUCUGCCGGACAACACCUCUACAGCCCCGCGCCACCUCUCUCGCACACCGGGGUUGCAGAGUAUCAGCCGCCCCCGUACUUCCCGCCGCCCUACCAGCAGCUGGCGUACUCUCAAUCCGCUGACCCCUACUCGCACCUGGGGGAGGCUUAUGCUGCUGCCAUCAACCCCCUGCACCAGCCUGCGCCCACCGGCAGCCAGCAGCAGGCCUGGCCGGGUAGACAGAGCCAGGAGGGCGCUAGCCUGGCCCCGCACCAUGGCCGCCCUGCCGGCCUGCUACCCCACAUUUCAGGGCUAGAAGGGGGUGCGGUGAGUGCCCGGAGGGAAGCCUACCGCCGAUCCGACCUGCUGCUGCCACACGCACACGCUCUGGAAGCCGCUGGCCUGGCAGAAAACCUCGGACUGCAUGACAUGGCUCACCCCAUUGAGGAGGUGCAGAAUGUGGACGACCCGCACCUGCUUCUGCACGAUCAGACCGUCAUUCGCAAAGGCCCCAUCUCAAUGACCAAGAACCCUUUGGGCCUCCCCUGCCAGAAGGACCUGGUAGGAGCCGUUAUGAACCCCAGUGAGGUCUUCUGCUCCGUUCCUGGAAGACUGUCCCUGCUCAGCUCCACGUCCAAAUACAAAGUGACAGUGGCCGAGGUACAGAGGCGACUGUCACCACCUGAAUGCCUAAAUGCCUCGCUCCUGGGAGGUGUGCUCCGAAGAGCAAAAUCCAAAAACGGAGGCCGGUCCUUGCGGGAGAAGUUGGACAAAAUUGGCUUGAACCUUCCAGCUGGGAGACGGAAAGCCGCCCAUGUCACCCUGCUCACGUCUCUCGUGGAAGGUGAAGCCGUCCACUUGGCGCGGGACUUUGCUUAUGUGUGUGAGGCUGAAUUCCCCAGUAAAGCAGUGGCCGACUACUUAACCAGACCACAUCUCGGGGGACGAAAUGAGAUGGCCACGAGGAAGAGUAUGCUGCUGGCGGCACAGCAAGUGUGCAAAGAAUUCACAGACCUUCUGAUUCAAGAUCGAACACCCAACGGGAACAACAGGCCCACUCCAGUCUUGGAGACGAACAUACAAAACUGCCUGUCUCAUUUCAGUCUGAUAACUCACGGCUUUGGCAGCCAGGCCAUCUGCGCCGCGGUGUCUGCGGUGCAGAAUUACAUCAAGGAGGCUUUGCUCGCCAUUGACAAGUCCUAUAUGAACCCGGGAGACCAAAGUCCUGCUGAGUCCAACAAGACCAUGGAGAAAAUGGAAAAGCACCGGAAAUAAAGUGGGGUGCACGGAGGCCAGAGUGUGAAGGGAGAGGACCUGAGAAGCACCAGCCUGGGUGGGGCCAACAGUUACCAUCCACCUCACCCUGGACCUGCCUGCCUUCUUGGAGUCGGUGGCUUUUCUAUUAACCCCGGACAUACUAUCCCGAAGCGAUUUGGUUUGAUUCUUUUACUCAUUAAACAUUUAUUUUUUUGGAAAUCCAUUUCCUCUCUGAAAGGUGCUAUGAGUUUUAGAAUCCCUUUGUGAAAUCCGCCUGGGCUAAGGAGAAACCCCACGCUGAGCUGCUGACAUGGCAGUUGGAUGGGAGAUACAGGGAUCAAUCAUAACUUAUUUUUUUUUCAGUGUUAAGAUAAUGUCUGGCUUUUAUGUCCACUAAAAUAUUUAUCUAAAAAAUUAGUAUUUAUCUAGCUUUCCCCGCCCCGUCAGUGAUCACACCUUCUGGUAGGAGGCUAAGGUCGGAUGUUCUUAGCAGCUAUUCACAGAGGUGUGUGACAGGCUUCCAGCCCCGCGUUCAGAAGGGGGGGUGUCCUGGUUCUAAGGAAUUUGGAAAGCAAAGCCUGCUGAUUGUUUCACGUUUCCUUCCUCUUUUAAAAAAAAAUGUUGAAAGUUUAAAAUUCUUUAGCUAGUAGAGUUUUUUAAGUGACCUGUUCCUUUAAGGUAUAGAAGCUUUAUUUGCUUAUUUAUUUCAUAUCUUGAUUUUUUUUUCCACGUAAACUUGAAGAGGGUAGGCACACAGCAGCGCCUGUCAUCCCCAAAUCCCCCAGGAGGCUCUGUGUGGAGAAACUGUUGAGUGUACAGAUUUUAUUUAUGCAUAAUUUAAUGGGAUCUGUAAAUACUUCUUAGGACUUUUUGUGAAAUGGGAUUCGAUUUUAAUAUUAACUUUUAACGGUGAUGGGUAACAUAGCACCUAGAUUUUAUGCAGAUGCACACAGGGUGUUAAGAUUGACACUGAUGCGGGGCAGCUCAG
Messenger RNA from Alexandromys fortis (reed vole), 3079 nucleotides. RefSeq names its product transcription factor AP-2 gamma (gene Tfap2c). Lineage: Eukaryota; Metazoa; Chordata; Mammalia; Rodentia; Cricetidae. Gene Ontology annotation, cellular component: nucleus. Bases 613 to 2109 code for a protein of 498 amino acids. The record is from RefSeq and is a predicted model, not a curated record. The transcript is spliced from 7 exons. Gene Ontology annotation, molecular function: RNA polymerase II transcription regulatory region sequence-specific DNA binding; DNA-binding transcription factor activity, RNA polymerase II-specific. Gene Ontology annotation, biological process: anatomical structure development; regulation of cell population proliferation; regulation of transcription by RNA polymerase II.